This is a messenger RNA of Neohortaea acidophila, 711 nucleotides long. RefSeq lists its product as uncharacterized. The record is from RefSeq and is a predicted model, not a curated record. Gene Ontology annotation, cellular component: nucleus. The transcript is spliced from 2 exons. Gene Ontology annotation, molecular function: RNA polymerase II cis-regulatory region sequence-specific DNA binding; zinc ion binding; DNA-binding transcription factor activity, RNA polymerase II-specific. Gene Ontology annotation, biological process: positive regulation of transcription from RNA polymerase II promoter by galactose. Bases 1 to 711 code for a protein of 236 amino acids. NCBI's taxonomy places the organism in Eukaryota, Fungi, Ascomycota, Dothideomycetes, Mycosphaerellales, Teratosphaeriaceae.
AUGUCCGAGCAAGAUCCUUCCCCCUUCUUGUCCAUGGCAGGCUCCCACGACUACGCGGAGUCCAGCACCUCGUCCCCCCGAUCCCGACGCUCGACCGUGCGAGUGGCGUGCAAUGCGUGCCGAGCGAAGAAGAUCCGGUGUGACGGCCAGCGCCCGGUGUGCGGGUGGUGUGCGGCGCGACCAGGAACGGUGUGUGUGUACGAUACGGGCAGCUCGGACGAGACGCGAUCUGCCGCGCUCCGGCGAGAGAACGAGAGCCUGAGGACGAGCCUGAACCAAGUCAACAGUCUGUUGCAGCCGCUGUUGACCCUGCCCGAGGAAGAGAGCAUCCAGUUGCUCAAACGCCUCCGGUUAAGCAGAGAGCUUGAUGUGAGUUCUGUGACGGGCGGCACGGAUUCGUAUUGGGGAGGCGCGUCGAUCGAGCAGUCCCCGCGAUUCCACGACAAUCUGCGAAACCCGGAAAUGGACGGUGUGGUGUCCAUGGGUGCAGGGAUGUCUGGUUCGUCUUCCAGGCAGUUCCUCGACCACUCGCGAGGGCCGGAUGUGGACGGGACAGUUCCCAUCGGCGCAGAGGUUCCCGUGUCCGCUUCACGUAGUGGAACCGAACGGCGGCAGCAGCAUCAGCAGCAACAACACCAACAACACCAACCACAACAACCACAACAAUCACAACAGCCGAGCCAUCAGCAUGCGCACUUCAACUAUGGGUAG